Molecule: messenger RNA, 8367 nt
Organism: Pygocentrus nattereri (red-bellied piranha)
Lineage: Eukaryota; Metazoa; Chordata; Actinopteri; Characiformes; Serrasalmidae
Gene: nol4la
Product: nucleolar protein 4-like a
Exons: 11
Coding region: 282-2405 (707 amino acids)
Source: RefSeq, a predicted model, not a curated record
UCUCAGCCUGCUCGGAGAGGAGGGUGGUCUCUGAGAGCGAGCGGUCUCGGGGAAAUCGUCCUGUUAGCGGGACGGGGAGAGGAGGGGGGAGAGUGUGCUGUCAUCUCGGCGGCAGGCUGAGGGUUCAGAGUUGGGCUGUGUUUGCGUUUCUUUUUAUUGUUGUUAUUGUUUCUGAGAGGACAGGGACGCGGCUCGCGCGGAGGGAAAGAACAAAAACAAGGAAAGAAGAAAAAGAAGAAGAAGAAGAAGAAAUAAAGCAGCGGCAGCGGCAGCGGCGGCUCAUGGCAGCGAAGAAAGCGUGCGCGGACCCGAGCAAGCGGAGCCGAAGUCCCGUCGUGCUGGAGGCGGAGAUGUUCAGCGAAUUUCAGGAGUGGUGCCUCCGCACGUACGGAGACUCGGGCAAGACGAAGACGGUCACGCGCAGGAAAUACAACAAGAUCAUGCAGACGCUGCUGCAGAGCGACGAGGCGGACGGCGGCGUGUACGUGGACAACAGCCACAUCAACGCCAAAUUCAAGUUCUGGGUGAAGUCCAAGGGCUUCCAGGUCGGCAGCAGCAGCAGCAGCGGCGGCGGCGGCGGCGGCAGCAGCGUGUUGGGCGAGCACAACAAGAAAGGGACGGCGCCGGGGAAGCCCGUGCUCUACGUGCCUGUCAAGUCCACGGUAAAAUGCUCUGAUGGUGGACAGUCGCAGGACAGCUCACUGAAGAGGGUGGCGGUGGUGGAGGAUUUCUUCGACAUCAUCUAUGCCAUGCAUGUGGAGAUGGGCGCAGAUCCAGGCAGAGCACCCAAACAUGCCGGCCAGAAGAAAACCUAUAAAGCGAUUGCAGAGACGUACGCCUUCCUGCCCCGCGAGGCGGUGACCCGCUUCCUGAUGAGCUGCGGGGAGUGCCAGAAGAGGAUGCAUAUCAACCCCAGCACUGCAGAGUUCAAAGAAAAUGACCGGCCCACCUCUCUGGUCCCGGACCUCAUCGACUACAACAUGCCUCUUACUGCCACCUACCUGAAACAGAUGAAACUGCAGUGCAUGAACACCAACGAGCAGGAUGAGAGUUCGGUGAGCAGUGAGGAUCUGGACAUGGCCGAGCCAGCAUGGGUCGCUACUGAGCGCACACCAGCACCCAGCGGUACUCCUGAGCAGCGGCCAGAGAGGAAGCCCACCCCUCCAAAGCCCAGCAUCAAAGAGGAGGAAGAUGACUCCUCCUCUGAGAGCGGCAGCACUGCUAACGGUCUGCCUGCACUGACUCCACCUGGCGGUACUGCUGUGGUAACAGGUGGCGUUCCAGUGUCAGAAGGCAUAGUUCCUUAUGGAGAAGUGAAUGGUAAUGGAGCUGCAGCGCCGCUGGACUUCAGUACCACCUCAUCUUCUUCUUCCUCAGAGGAAGGCCAGCAGCCCGUCAACCUUAGCGAUAGACUGUUGCCGGGGGUCACCCCUCCUCUCGGAACAUAUCCUGCGGACCCCAACAGGAAAUAUGCUAUUAAAACAGAGUACAACAAUAAGUCUCCUCAGUACAGCUCAGGAAGCUACGACUCGGUGAAGACUGAACUGAGCAUGUGCACUGAGGAUCUGAACACAGCGCGCACUCAGGUCAUAGAUGACGACGAUGAUGAUCAUGACGAUCACGACGACAGUGACAAGAUAAACGAUGCGGAGGGAUUGGACCCCGAGCGACUCAAAGCUUUUAAUAUGUUUGUGCGGUUGUUUGUGGAUGAGAAUCUGGACCGGAUGGUGCCUAUCUCCAAGCAGCCCAAAGAAAAGAUCCAGGCCAUCAUCGAGUCCUGCAGCCGCCAGUUCCCCGAGUUCCAGGAGCGCGCUCGCAAACGCAUCCGCACCUACCUCAAAUCUUGCAGACGCAUGAAAAAGGGAGGCUUUGAGACACGGCCCACGCCCCCCCACCUCACCUCCGCCAUGGCCGAGAACAUCCUGGCAGCUGCCUGUGAGAGCGAGACACGCAAUGCUGCCAAAAGGAUGCGCCUCGACAUCUACCAGACCCACGAUGAACCAAUCACUGCAGAUAAGCCCAACUCCAGGGACCCGGCCGCCCUGGCCCACUCAGGCUUCUCGUUGGCUGCCUCAGCCUACUCCCAGGACCAGCUGUACACCAAUGGUGGGCUCAAUUACAGUUUCCGUGGUUACGGGGCCCUAGGCAACAGCCUGCAGAACAGUGGGACGACUCAGAGCAAUGGCCCUACUGACCUUAGCAUGAAGUCCCUGGGCUCCAGCUCCUCCUUGUCCUCCACUUCUAACAGCCAUGGUCAGGGUAGUGGUGGUGGUGGAGCGUCGGCCCAGCUUAGCCCACCUGAAGUGACCGCCGUCCGGCAGCUCAUCGCAGGCUUCCGCGAGUCCGCAGCCUUCCUGCUCCGCUCAGCCGACGAGCUGGAGAACCUCAUCUUGCAGCAGAACUGAGAACUCGCACUACACACGGUUCAGUUGUGUCUCUGUCUACACACAUACACAGACAUGCACACACGCACAAAUGUGCACAGACAAGCGCACACAGAGGCAUACAUAAAUUGGGAUAUGCACAUUAGCAGAAAAGUUAUAUGUAGCUACAUGGCCGCACACACAGACACACAGUCCCCACUUUAUAGAGCUACCUAUUUUACAUUUCUCAUGACAGCCUUAUCUUCAUUAUAGUGUCUUUACCAAAUUCCCUUAGCCCUUGAUUAGAUUUGCAGCAGGGCACAACUCCCCAUAUGCUGAAUGAUUUGAGGAGGCUAUGUAUUUGCGUGAUGGAGAGAUUUGACUUUGGACAAUGAUGUCAUAACAUAGCACUGUAUAGAGCACAAUCUUUGAGACCAUUCAAUGGCUGAUCACAUUGCAGCACUUGUGAAGAAUAGAUUAAUCUACACAAUCAAUUCCUUAUAACCAUCUCCAUUACUCAGAGUGUUGCUAGAAUAAGCACAUGAUGUAAUUUCAUCUAUGAUUGGAUCAUCAGUGGCUGUAGUGUUGGUAAUAUGGUGGGGUCAUUUGUUCCUAUCAGUCUGCUGCAAUUCUGCUUUUCUCCGUGUGGAAGGCUCAGCAUUGUUGGUUAAUCUUUUUUUUUACAUUUUAAAAUGUAUUGAACAUAAAACGAAGCCCAGUUGAAGUUAUUUGCUCAAAUAGAUCAACUUAGUAAAGUCGAAUAGUUCUCGUUACAUGUUUUUAUGGCCACGGUUGUCAUCAGUUCUUAGUCAGCUAUACAGCGAUUGCCGUCAAGACAGAAGACUAAGAGGUUGUUUACACCUUGAAUCAGCAUGCAUUUUUGUGAUCACAGUCAGAAACAAACCAGGAUGCACUGUGUCACAUUUGGAGGCUGUGAGAGAUGGAUCUUGACCGCAUUCAAGAUAAGUGUAAAUGAAUGUGUUUUCGAUAUCACCAUACAGUUACAUAUUCCCAGAAAAGUGAUAGACAGAUUAAUCAUCAACCGGCAAGCCUAAAAACAAAACACAACCCAUAAAAAAUCAUUUCAAAACAGAUCUAAUUGAAAUCUGUGUCUAAAUGGCUGAGCCACAUUUGGAGUUGUGGCAUACUUGAUAUAUUCACACAUUAGAGCACUCACAUCAAUUAAAUUCUGCAUAAAUGGCAAGAGAUUAAAAAGUGUGUGAAAUAUGGAACAUGGUACUGAUAGGUGGGGUAAGGCACACAUGUGUAUAUGAAGUAAACAGCCUGAAAUCGUAUUAAACAUAUCCUAUGCAAGAGCCUGGUUUUGUUUAAACACAUUAAACAGUGGUUAAUUGGUUAAUCAUUUACAUUCCUAGUUGGCAGGUAAAAAUCCCUGGUAAAGAAGUUUACCAGAAGCAAAACGGAAACAGAAAUGUUAAUGUACUUUUUAUGUGGGAAGCUAAAAUCGGAUCUCAUCUGAUCUAGAUACUGGGCAUCAAACAAUGUUAAUGCAAGGUGUAAACAGCUUCUUAGAGAUCUAAAAUAAAUCACAUGUACAUCCAUUUGUCCAGCUAGACACUCAGGUCUAAAUUGAGCCCACCCAGCACCUUCAGGUACACUGUCUGUAUAUUCAGGGGCUUAAUUUGAUUAAUCAAAAUAUCCAGUGGGAUGGCAAAAUCUUAAUCAGUAAAGAUGUUAGGUUGCCAUAGAGAUGAGCAUGUAGCAUAAACAACAUACAGCCAUGCUAAGUAUGACCUCAAGAGAUAUAGAGAUAUUAUCUAAGAUGUAGAGGGGGAUAUACUGUAAGAUAUUUGACAUUUGAUUAAUGCUACUGAGGUUGGGGAUAAGGUGCAAUGUUCACAGUAAUUGUUAUGGUGUGUCAUGCGACACGUCCAUUAUUUACAUACAUUUAUUCUUUCUCAUAUAUACGCAAAAAACAUACAAACAAAAAAAUUCUACUUAAAGAAUUGAUGCUCGAUGUGAAUUGCUAGAGAUGGUUCAGUUCUGUCGAAGGUGUACAUCAGACUGUUCAACAUUAUGCAAAUGAAGCUGUGCUGAGUGGAAGCUCGAACCCCCCCGCCCUCCCCCCCAUCCAAACCCCUCCUACACACUCCAUCGCCUUGGCAACCCUUUGCCCUCAGCAUUCUGGGAGACACACACUCACAGAAGGAGCAGAUUGGCGGCAGCAAUCUCGCUGUGAGGUGCCUUCCAGAUGAACCGGCAUAUCCAUAUGUGAAACGAAAAAAGACAAAGAACUGCAUUUCCCAUGCUGCAUUGUAACGAAUUUUGUUAAGUUGUGAAUGCUGCUCUUGUUUUCUAACCUCAUGACUAAGUCACUUUCAUACUGCACGGGGACCAAUCAGAAUCAUCAGAGAGACUUAUUUAUGUACAUAUGCACAAGUUUAAGAGGGACCUAAUUAUCAGUAAAACGAGGCCAAAGCUUAAAAAAAAACUCCAUACUGGAUAUACCAUAAUUUAUGUGAUGUCAGUCGUCUUCUGAUUGGCUGGAAACGUCAGUGAUUGGCAGAACAAAACGGGAAUGAUUAACUGGAAAGUCUCAAGCUUAUGUCUCCACUUCCUCUUGAGGAAAUGACAUUUGAGUAGUAUAGACAGCUAUUCCUUGACGGAUGCUACAACUCUGAGCCUCCUGUUUUUGCUUGUCUCCCACCCCCCCGGCCCACCCACCCCCCGUCUUGAUUUCAAGCAAAUUCUGUUAUCAGAUUAAAAAAAAAAAAACACACUAUAUAAAAAAAGCAAAAGACAAUCUCGGAGAAGAUCAUAUAAACCACGUAAUGCUGUAUUAGCACUUGCUCCUUGUUUCAAGCCUUUAACACGGAAGUGUAAAUAUAGCAAGUGUUAUAGCCAUACUCAAAAAAACCUGUUCACCCGAGAGAUACAGUAUUCUUACUGGGGGGUAACCAUUAAGAGGAGCAAUGCAUUUUGGUAGGUAAUUAGGUAACAUACCCACAUUUUAUUUAAUAUGUAGAACUGAUUUUUAUUUUCAUUUCCUUAUAUGUUUAUUUAUUAUGUAAGACUACAGGGUUUAUAGAACUCUUUCUUUAAGACUCUGACUGUAAACGGAAUUCACCUUGUGUCUCAACAUUCCAGACUUAGACGUCAGUGCUCAAAGCAGUCAACUCGGUCUGCCAACAGCGGAUGCGGAAUCCAACCUCAGCCAAGCGUGAGCAGAACAUAGAUAUCUGUGUGAUUUUGAAAAGUCAAAUUCCUUUCCUUUAUGUUUGACAUUCACCAAUUCAGUUCAGUUCCAAUUCUGUCAGCUGCAGUUGUAGCACUGACAAUAAUAAGGACAAAUCAAAAGCACAUUUACAGUAUGAUUCCAACAUGUUUCCCAGUACUUUGGUACAAGAACUGAAGAAAACCCAUUGGCUUGUAUUGUAAAAGUCAACAGGGUUCUUCUGUUUUUUUGCUAAGUACUGAGAAACACAUCAAACCGAUUGUGCUAGUGGACAGUAAGUGAUACUACAGAGGGGGCUGGUAGAAAUUAGGUUGCAAAACAAUUCAAUAUUUAUUUAUUAAUCACUUUGUGAUUUGGUCAGUUUACAUAAAACGUAGUCGCAUAUUGCUGGCAUCUGCAAUCUGAAGUGAUCUGGAAUGAUGAUAAAAUACACCUGACCUCACACAAGCCAUAUAUUUGGAGCACAGUUCAGUUUCAUUUAUUGAAAAGCGUAACAUAUUGAAAAAAUCCUCAAUCAAGUAUGUGGCUAAAGGUAAUAAAGGUUUACACUCCCCCACAAAUAGACUGUAUAUUAUGAGUCUAUUGAGGCUUAUAGAGAAAAACAAAAAUCUUCAAAAAGUUCACACCACUGUAUCUUGUGAGUUCAUCGUAGCUGAAGGGACCAGGCUGAUUUGCUGUGAGUCCCUAAAGAAGGAUAGGAGGUAGGAUAGUAGUCAGUGCUUUCUCUUUGAGUACUUAUUCCUUUGUUUUUUUCUUUUUCUCGGAAGUACCAGGCAUUUCAAUCAGCCUAAUGUGGCACAUCAGCAUCAGUGUAUAUGUGCUUAGUAUGCACUUCUUUUUUUGACAUUUCAUGUGAAAUGACAGCAGUAAUGUAUGAACAUUGAUAUUUCUCAUUUGAGAACAACCCCUGAGAGCUCUGUGAUCAUUUCACAAGGUAAAACCCAAGACAAACACGCCUAUAUACACACACAUACACACACAACUACAAACACCUUACACACAAGUAGGAAAAUACUGAAAAUUUUGUGGGUGGGGGGGGAGAAAAUGCUACAACUUAUUUUUUUAUAAGUGCAGCUGAGGUCUGCAAUCAAAAUGUGGUAAAACAACCAUUGCCUGUGUUCCUUUAAUUUUGUGGUGCUUUGUAAUAUUAUUGUUAUUGUUAUUAAUAUGAUUAUUGUAUUUUAUUUGUUUCUACUCCUGUACCUACUGGAAACCGUGAGCCGAAGCAGCGGUUUUCUCUUUGUAUACCAAUGUGAAGCUUUGUAUUAUUUCUUUCUGGUUUUUUGACUCAGUGGAAGUGUGUGAUGUUUACAUGUACAGAGGAUCCGAUUCUUUUUGUCGUUGUUUCUUUUUCGUUCGUUUAAAGACUCACCCCUCCGCUCAGCCCCCUACAGCCUCUGUUUUAGGACUUGAGUUGUUUCUCGAAGCUAGUGCACGGAGGGGCAAUGUUAGAAGGUUAUGGAGACUUUGUUAAACCACUGUUAAGGUCCUUGCACACGUUACAAAUAUGUCAUGUAUAAAAUGCGUUUCUGUGACUGUUGUUGCUCCAGGGUGGUUCAUGUUAGUAUUCCAGGGCAUAUCUGUAAAUGAGAAUACUCUCAUUGCACGUUCCUUGACAACUGUUUAUAUAUAUAAUCGUUUUUUCUUACAGUCUCACUCAGACUCCAAGUCUUUAUAAUGAUUCACUGUUUCCCCGUUGUAGUGCUACUGUAAUAGAAGCCUGUUUUCAUUUGCAGGUUUGGUUUACCUCUCUCUUAAAACACUGUUCAUUUUUUUUUUUUUUUUUUUUUUUGCACCUCAGAAGUGCAUUACUUCCUCAGCUUUAGACCCGAAAGGAAACAAGGCUGGGAACCAUGUGCAAGGGCCUUUAGAAGCAUUAUUACGGUCAUUGCUGGUGGGUGAAGGUGCUGGAUGAGAAAAAAAAACAGCAAGAGAGCAGCAGAGAGCUUCUUAUCAGCUCAAAGUGCAACACCAAUCCUCCUCCCCAAAAUGCUACGGAGCAAAAUGGCCUGCAAAUGAUUUUUUUGACCUUCACAAAGACUUGAAAUGUUGUUUUGUAAGUAAGGCCAGUGAUAUAGGGCCUUCUCACUCUGGUCCACCCACUAAAGAAUUUCCAACGUAAUUAUGGUCUCUAAUGUUUGAAUUUGCACUUUGACCUUUUGUAGAAGCUUCUCAGUGAUUUAAAAAAAGCCAUUCCCCUCAUGUUGUUCGUCUAUAUGGGGAACAUAGGAACCUCAGGAACCGUUGAAUCUCUGAGUUUUUUUUUUUUUUUUGUUCGUUUGUUUGUUUUUAAUCCAGGCCAAUAUGUCCUGACCGACCAGUCCUCGCUCUCUCUCUCUACUACCACGUCAUUUAUAUCGGAUUUGCUAUAUAUCCUUUUUUAUAUUUAUUAUUGUGAUUUAAAGGUGAAUCUUCUUUUCAGUACAUGUGGCUGAAUAUUUGAAUUCUUUAGAAAAGUGUUGAUAAAUAUAAAUAUAUAUAUGAAUAUAUGUGAAGCGGCUAAAAGAUGGAAAAUAUGGCAGGUAAUUCCAUUUCUGUUUGUUUCAUGCAAAAAAAAAAAAAAAGAAGAGGAAAAAAAAACGCACGGGGAGGGAGGAGGGGGAGUUUCCCACCUCGAACAUAUCACUCAUUAUCGAGAUGAGAGACUCAUUAUCGUCUGAAAAAGACUCUUUUUACAUUUUCAGUGUGGUGUCAACGCUACGGUCUGAAAAACUGUCUGGUUUUCCACCUGCUGCAGAGUUGCUAGGCUCUUUCCUCCAGAGGUGUGUGUCACUGAGUUGCUGAAUAAAACAGUGAGCUGAAAAUCCA